Molecule: messenger RNA, 1299 nt
Organism: Pieris macdunnoughi
Lineage: Eukaryota; Metazoa; Arthropoda; Insecta; Lepidoptera; Pieridae
Source: the annotation of a GenBank genome assembly
AUGGUGGAAAUCGGUGCACCACAGCAAUCCGCAGAAGAUAGUUUAGAAAAUGCAGAAUGGUACUGGGGUGAUAUUACUCGUGAUGAUGCUAAUGAAAAACUUAGAGAUAGUUGUGAUGGUACCUUCCUAGUCCGUAAUGCCUCCAACAAAGAUGGUGGUUACACUCUAACAGUGAGAAAAGGUGGUACAAAUAAAUUGAUCAAGAUAUACAAUCAAGAUGGCCGUUAUGGAUUCUGUGAACCGUAUGAAUUUAAUUCUGUUGUUGACCUUGUACGAUUCUACAGAGAAUACUCAUUGGCACACUGCAACAGUAGCCUUGACAUUAAGCUUAUGUACCCUCUUUCAAGGCACCAAGAAAAUGAAGGUGGUGAAAAUAUAAACGAUGAUACUCUAGAACUAAGUUACAAGGAUAUUCACAAGAAAUUUGUCCUUCGAACUAGAGAUUACAACGAGCGAUCUGAAAAAUAUUUACGCCUCAGGGAAGAAGUGAAAUUUAAAAGGCAGACUUUAGAUGCUUUUAAGGAAACAGUAAAAGUAUGUGAAGAGCAUUUAAAAUUACAAGAAAAAAUGCAAGCUGAGGCCCAACCACAUGAAAAAAAUGAUCUAAUUGAAAAUAAUAGACAGCUGAUUUCAAGGGUAAAUAGUUUAAAACAAGCAAGAUGUCAACACCACAAUAUCCUGAGGGAAACUGUUGAAUCUAAUUUGCUUCUUGAAAGAGAAAUUACUAAAUUAAAAUCAGAAGUCAUAAAUCUUUAUAAAAUUAAAGAUAGAUACAAAGUAUGGCUUCAAAAGAGGGGUAAGACAGAAGAAUAUUUACAGGCAUUAGAGGAUGAUAACAUUCAUAAACUUGAAGAGUUGUAUGCACACCGUGAAAGUAUUACAUGGAUGGUUGAAAACUGUACUCGAGACAUGGCUACAAGGCUUUUAGAAGGGAAACCCCAAGGGACAUUUUUAAUACGGCCUAAUUCAACUGGUCAAUUAGCUUUAUCUAUAAGUUGUAAUGGAAUGGUAUAUCAUUGUAUAAUUUUCAAGACUGAACGUGGAUAUGGCUUUGCAGAACCAUACAAUAUCUACAAAACUCUUAAUGAGCUAGUACUGCAUUAUGCUGUAAAUUCAUUGGAAGAGCACAAUGACCAAUUGAGAACAGAAUUGAAGUUCCCCAUUAAUGCUCAUUUAGUGAAGAAACCUGACAAAAAAGUCCAUGACACGCAAGACUCACAUUAUCAUGAUAGUCAUCAGGAUAAUCACUUAAGGAGUCACCAACAUCGACAAUGGGAACAAAGACAAGCUCUUCCGUGA